AAAAUGUGAGGCUGGAUGAACACGGCAGGCCAAGCAGCAUCUCAGGAGCACAAAAGCUGACGUUUCGGGCCUAGACCCUUCAUCAGUCCAGCCUGUCUCUGCCUCCACAUUUUAUUAUCCGGCGAAAAGUCAGGCGGCUGUUAGACAACAGCAAGACGGAAAAGCAGCAUAUCGCAAGGAGCAUUAAUCUAUUUGUUCAAACGAUGCCCGGACCGACGUUUAUUUACCUGGAUCUCCUCGCAGGCAGCGAUGCUCGUCCUCACCUCCUCCACCUGCUGUUCGAUGAAGCCCAGGCCCAGGCCGAAGGCCAGCAAAGCACCGCCCGGCCCGCGGAGCUGCCAAGACGCCCGGCGCUGUAGCUGAGCCGCUAGGCCGCCCAAAGACAGGCGGAAAUAGCGGUAGCGGGCGGGUAGGACGGCUUGGAGCGGCUGCUGGGCCCAGGGUUGCACAAAGGCCGCGCCCGCCUGAGCCCGAGCUCGAGCUGCGGGAUUGACGAGGCGCAAGGCCGAGCGGCUGAGGUCCAGGCCGCGGGCCAGGAGUCGUCGCACCGACAUUUUGAAGGUUUAAAACCUCCGAUUUAUCUUUUCAACAUUGUUGAAGAUAAACAGCAACCGUUUGAGACGAAAGGGAACGUUAAAUGUUACCAACCGGGAAAUAUCACCUUCAAAACAAGCCCGGUAACCAUAGCAACAGUCAUCAUAAACCGCCUCCGAACUGGGCAGUUACAAACCAAACACCAGCUUUAUUUUCAGCUGCAGAUCCGCCCCUUCAAAGACCAAUGAACACAAUAACAUGGAGACAGCGUGGUCCACUUCCAAGGCUCUUACUGGGGGAAGUUGUCUGACGCAAAAACUCCUCUGAACCGUGUGGUGUGAGUGAUGGCGGACUACCUCAUGGGAAACUUCACCACUGAUUGCCCGAACGGAUCCCUGUUUGUUUGGAACGUACUGAAAGAGUGCACCGAGAACGGUAGAGAUAUGGCGAGUGUUGUUCUGGGCUUGUUCUCCGUCUUUUGUUUCAUGAUGGCUGCUUUCCCGCAGUGUUAUAGUUCUUAUCUGAAAGGAAACAUGGACCAAGCUGUAUCAAUCUGGUUCCUGAUGGGUUGGCUGGCUGGUGACUCAUGCAAUGCUCUUGGUGCAUUCUUAGCUCAGCAAUUGCCAGUACAGAUUUACACUGCUGUGUAUUAUGUUGUGGUGGAUGUGAUAAUGGUCUCACUGUAUAUUUAUUAUGCAAUAAAGAACAGGUCCAGACGAGAUGGAACUGUAAUCAAUACCAUUGUUGUAUUUGUGAUGCUUGGAGCGACGGUCUCUUUGUUACCAGGGAACCAUUUGGGGUCUUCAGUUCAGGACGUACCAAAGUUUACUAGGCGUUCUCUUUUGGCUUUUUCACACUUCUCCGCUAACCAGGAAUUUACUACUCAAGAAAUCAUCGGAUUUACAAUUGGCUCCUUCUCAUCUGUGCUCUACCUGAUGUCAAGGUUACCACAGCUGUGCAGAAAUUGGAAAAGGAAGUCCACAGAAGGCAUAUCCCCUCUUCUCUUCACCCUGAUGAUUCUGGGAAAUCUGACAUAUGGUCUGAGUGUGCUGCUGAAAGACCCAAGGAAAGGUCAAAGUGAGACGAAUUAUGUCGUACACCAUCUUCCUUGGUUGAUCGGUAGUUUGGGAACCAUGGGAUUCGACAUGGUGAUUUUGUUUCAAUUCUUCAUCUAUCUAGAAGAGAAAUCUGAUGAAAGAAGACCAUUGGUUUAAUUCAAGUGGACAUUGAGCUCCUUAGCAGUGAGGCAGUGCUUUCCAGUAACUGUGACCACCCUCUACGGAAAAAUCUGUUAAUUUUUUUUAUUUUUUGAAAGCAAUUUUGAAGCUGGACCUACCCAGGCCUUUGUUGGAUUUCAAGCUGUUAUUAUAAGGAAAUUAUUUGGAAAAAUUCUCCAACUUAAUAUCACCACCAGAGAGAGAGCUCCUCUGUAAGAGCAAUUUUUUUGUGCAUCAUUACAUUGCUACUGUAACUGAAGAUAAAUGUUCAAUGCCUAACAUUUAGACCUCGGAUAUCAAUCAACACAACGCCAUUGCCAAGGAUGAAGUAGGUGCCAAAUGCAUCUAAUCAAAUCAUCUCACUCCUUCACUCUGGACCAGUGGUUUUUAUUUGGCUUUGACUGCACAACUACACCAGGUCAUUCCUUCCUUCCUUCCCAUGUGUAAGGAAGGCCAUAAUCAAUCAACUGGAGGCAAGCUGCUUCUAUACUAAUCCAAUCAGUAAUGUGAAUGUGUGGUUCUAAAGAGUAACUAACUGGAAAUCUCCCAUUCUACUUCAAACAAUGUUACAUCCAAAAUGACUGCAGUUAUUAUCUAUUGCAAUCCAGUAAAACCAUAGCAACUCUGGAUAGCAAAAGAAACUUAACAAUCUUCAUUACUGCUAGAUACAGUCUAGAUUUUAGAAUUUUAUUGAAUCCAGAACACUAAAUAUAAAAGGCCUCAACACACAAGAAGUGGUUUCAAUCUGAAGGUAUAUUCCUGUCUGAUAUUAUACUUGAUCUUUCUGAUUUGAUUCCAGUCUUGGACUGACUUCGCUACAGCAUUCCCAGGAUGAGGAGGAAAUCGACCACACCCCUGAUUGUUAUACAAUAACUCUAACGGAUAAGUGUCUGUCGACAUUGAGUGUGAGAACAUUGGUAGGUGGAUAAUCUGGUGCUUGCUGGCCAGGAUCCCAAUUGGAAAUGCCCACUUGAACAAGGCUGCAGUAAGGGCAGAAUUGUAGCCCAGCAAGGAGUUGAUGCCCUGGAGGAGGUAGGGAGAAGUGGGAAUCCAAUCUGCUGGUGCUUGAUUUUUUUAGACUUCAGUGGAGUCCGGUUCAGAGAAAAUCUGGAGCUAAAAGCUGAGGUGUAGCUCGUGUGCUGGUUCUUCAGGCUGUAUCUCACACCCGGGCAGGAUGGGGUCUGAUCUAGCCUGUUAAUAGUUACCCAAUCGAAGGAGGUCAACUAGGAUUCUUCAGCCAGUCUUCGGGAGGCAGGAGCCAGCAUAGUUGCUGGUUGCGGACUGGGUGAGUAGCACUCAAGUCUGAAUUGGAGGUUUGGUGUGUAUGAAUGAGAACAGUCACAGUUCACCAUAUAGAGGUGGCCUGGCUGUAAAAGCCAUUUCUUUAAACUUUUAGCCCUGACCUCAUUUGGAUGGUGAACCCACUGUCUUGUCACUGUCACGGUGGAGAAAAUCACAAUGAAUGUGCACUUUCCUCAUGGUGCCAGCUUUGCAUCUGACAGUGCGAUUCAAAGGCCUUCACUAUCUCCAUGCAAUGGGCUGCUUGUAAACACAGCUAUGGUUUAAAAUGGUGUGAACUGGAACUGAAAUACAUGACUAUGUUAUGUAUGACAUUUACAAUCAAGUCAUUGAGAUUUUUUUGCUUAAAUUUGACGGAUAUGGUUGGAAUUUUUAAAAUAUUUACCAGGAUUCUGGAAUUUUGAUUUCAAUCAUCAGGGCCAAUUCAGAAUGUGAAAGAUUUUUGUCUCCCGAAGGCUGAGGGAGCAGCAAAGCUUAGUUACACCAAAGGAUUUAAAUUUUAAUGUUUUACUCAUUUUAAUCAGUAUUCCUUUGACAGAAUCCAGCUCCUAGGCUGCAAAUUCCCUGUCUUAAGCUUACUUUUACUUGCUGCAUCCCUGUGUUGAGAUCAAGAUUCAAUGAAUUAUCUGUUCAUAACCUAGUUUUAGUCAGAACUGUUACUUCCUUUAGUUUUCCUUUCCUCCUACAUUUGGGCAAACUUUAAAGAGAAACAGAAAUCCGACAUGGUCUUCUUUUUCUCUUUCCAUCUUGUCACUUGUUUACUCAAUUAAAAAUGAUUUUGCACAGUACAUUGUAUUAUUCCCCUUGACCUGUGUGUGUGUGGGCCAAAGGUAUGUCCUCAUUGUUCAUUACUUUGCACUUUACAUAAACAAAUUAUGUAAGUUUACUUGGUUUCUCAUUCUGUCCAAAGAUUCAACAAAACAUUUUAUUUCAAGUUGCCAUAUUUUUAAAAAACAGCUUCUAGGUUUUAUCUACUGUAUAUUUGUUUGCCAUUGAGAGUGACUUGUGCACACUUUAAUAAAAAAGCAUAUCCAGACUUCUACCUGUGUGUAGCCAGCAGUUGGCUGCGCUCACUGCUUGCCUUCUGGGUCUGCACGAAUUGAAAGAAAUUUUCUAUGGCCACCAGUUAUCAAAUAAUUUGAAAUUGGGAUCUGAUUGGCAAACAAUUCCUUUAUUUAAUCUUAAAAGGAGAAAAGGGAUUGAUUGGUGAUUGGUGAAUGUCUUUAGCUAUUGAUAAUGUUUAGCACUGGCAGACUGAGCCUGCCCGUUUAAAUGCAAAUAGUGGCAGCUUCAUUAUAAUGCCAGAAACUGAAGUUUCAGUCUUUGCUUUUGCAUUAGAAAGUUUUUUUUAAAAAAAAAAAUCACAGAUCUGGACUGUUGCAUUGUGCGUUUGGUCCAUUUCCCUGGGGUGCUCUGUCACCAAGGCCUAGCCAAUGUCCUAACUGAAAUGUGCAUGGUGCUAUUCUUGCUGCACAUGUUUGCUGCCAGUGAAGUUUUAUCACUAGUUUACUGGCAUUGUUUUUAGAAAUGCAACAGGUUGCACUAAAAGACAAAGUAUAUCUUUUAAAUUGGAAAAACAGAAGCCCAUUUUCUGGAACUAUCUCAGGGAAGUGAGAGGUCCUGAACAACUAUUUAAAAUUGUUUGAAUCAUCAUUAAUCUCUCAGUUCUGAGUUGAUUCCAUGUUCUUUAAUUCCUUGCAUAACACAGCCCUGUCAAUUUUUGGGCUUGAUUUGUCAGUCAACGUCACUUAUUCAAUGCAGCUUACCAGCUUUUUCCAGGUUUACACUGAUGUUUUUAUGGUAAGAACUCUCCCCAAGUAUUUCACAAACCAUGCAAGGAAAAUGAUCACAACCACUUGGGGUUGCUUAAGACUAGAAGUUAGUCCCUAGAUGAACUUUUUUUUAAUAUAAAUCAGGUAAAUUCUAUGAAGUGUUACAAUCAAAGGGCAUUAUCUUACAGUUAGGGCUUUACGCUGAAAUCAGAGUGUCAGCAACAGGCCUUUAGAGCAUGGGUGUCAUUGGGACUCUAAAUGAGUUUGGUUUUAUGAUUGAGUGUGUAGCUUCUGGGCAAAAGGAUUUGUUGACUUAUACGCAAUUCAUAGGACAGAAUAUUGUAGAAGUGCACAGCAGAUUUUUCAGUUCUGGAAAAGGGAAGGCAGCUUAAUGUUAUUGGGGAGACUCACUGGGAGUUCCCACUUUGGAUGUUCACCUCACUUGGAUCAUGAUUUUGUUUCCAGAACAAUGCUGAGAAUCAGCUAUGAUACAUUCGCCGUAGGAAUCAGCCCUUGUCACUUUAGCAGUCAGUCCUUGCAUGUUCAAAUUACCUGAUGUGUCUUGGCUGCCUGAUUUGGAGGGAUUUUCAUUCUUCAAGUAAAUGGUGCUAAGACAACUUGUAAAUCAUCAAAUUGUAGGGUAACUAUUUCAUGAUUCAUUAUGCAUUACAUUUUUUAAUCUUAUGAGACACAAUUUAUGAUUUAGAUUUUUCUUUUCACAAUACAUUUAAGAUUCUUUUGAACUGUUUGUUUCUUUUUCAGUUGAAAUAGUAUUCAAGAUUACUAUAAUGUAGAGGCUGUUUUAUAAUUGAUGUAAACUAAAACAAUUUCUGGGUUUAUGAUCCUUUUUGUUCAGCCUUGAUAUAUUUGUGUUUUGUUUCUUCCUGAAUAUUCUUGUUUUAAAUAGGAUUGGCUCAGCAACAUUCACUCAAGAUAAAACUUGUUAUUUGCAAUCUGGAAAACAUUUUUAAUGGAGCAGAUAAAAUAGUUGUACUACCAGUUGCUAAAUGCUUUGAAAGGGGGGACAAAGGAAGCAGUCUGGCCAUAUGUGAUAGUGGGAACUCUUCAUAGAAUCAUGCAGCAAAGCAGGAAGUUUUCAGCCCAUCAUGCAAUGCCAGCUCUUAGAGGAUGUCAUCCAAUUCUGCUUUUCUUUCUCGGUCCCUUCCCACCCAAUAAUCAUGAAAUGUUUUCAAUUUCUAAUUCUAUUUUGAAAAUUACUAUUUAAUCUGUUUUCACCAAUUUUCAAGCCAUUCUAGAGCAUCCUAACUUCCCAAGUAAAAUGAAGGGGAUUUCUAUCUGCUUCAUUUGUAAAUUUCCUUUAUAUCUGUGUGCUGGUGGAGAUUGACUCUCCCAGCUGGAUCGGGUGAUACUGUUAUCACUAACAAAAUCUUUUCAACUUUGAGCAUUACUCAAUUUCUCCUUAACCUUUUCUGCUCUAAGAACAAGCUGCACUUUUCCAGUCUCUCCAAUGACACAGCCCACUUCCACAGCACCCUUGGCAUCCUUCAAAGUCUGGUGACUGGAACUAAAUGCACUAUUUCAGCAAAGGCCUGGUCAGUAAAGUUUAUAGCACACCUAAUAGGCUGAAUUUCUGCUUUGCCCAGUAGGUGCCACUGUGGUCACAUUGAUAUGUUGUGUCCAGAUUGCAAGUUUGUUUCUUACACCAGUUGGAAAACAACAAUCACUUAUCUGAGGGAGGAAUAAGUACGGUGACUGCUCUAGCUUUUUAGAUGUUUAAUUAUAAAUUUAACAGAUUACGAUAGUAUGCACUAACUUCCUUGCUGUUGUAUUUGCCCCUUUUUUUUUCAAAACCAGUGACUCCAUGUGCUUUAUUGACAACCUUUUCUUGGAGAGAAUCUAUUCAGCUGAAUGAAGGUUCAGUCUACAUCAAUGCAGUACAGAAAAAUAAGGAUUUUCUGCACGUAUAGGUGAUUUAAUUGCACUGACCCCUACAGUACUAGUCAGGAUUAGCCUGUAUUCAUGUGGUUUUGGCCAUUCUUAGACAAAUUCAAUGUGUUUCCAAUUAAUGCUCUUACAGAUUUUUUAAAAUUUUUAAUUUAAUUUAAUUUCUUCUUAUUGGUGUAAUCCAUACAAACUUAUACAUUUUUUAAACAAAUUCCUCUGACAUUUGUGUAAUUGUUAUUUUGUUUGAAAAUUAUUUUUAAACCUUUUUUGUCUUUUCACUUCUACAGUUAAUGUUGUGAUAUGAGUUUUUUUAUGUGCAGCAAUGUAUUAAAUGGGACUGAAUGACUUUGUUCUUGUGGUGUGGUCAUGUGUCAAGCGCAUUGCAAAAAUGGAAACUGUUGUAUUCCUUUCUUUCUUGUAUCUCAAACUCUGAAUCCCUGGUUGUUCUCCUGACAGUGUAGUAAUAUUCUGAGCUGUAUAGGAAAGGACAAACACAGAAAACAGGAGCAAGAUUAGGCCAUUCAGCUCUUCGUACCUGCUCUGCUAUUCUGUAUGAUCAUGGCUGAUCAUCCCUGUUCUUGUUUUCUCCCCCACACCUUUUUUGUCCCUUUUGUCUUUAGAACUAUGCAUUACUCCUCCUCAAAAACAUUCAGCAUUUUGGCCUCCACUAAUUUCUGUGGCAGAGAAUUCCACAGGCUCACCACUCUGGAUGAGGACACUUUUUCUGCAACUCAGUCGUAACUGGCCUUCUCCAUAUUCCUUGGUUUUGAAAACAAACUCAGAUCCAAUCCCUGGCUAAUUAGUUGAGGUGAUGAAUGAAAGAUGUGGUCGGGUUGGGGUGAAGUGUUCAUCUACUUUUGGGGAGAUAAAAUGAUACGUUUCACUCCAGGGAAGUGAUUCUAAUAAAAGGGAUAAUGAGUUCAUGUAUCUUGGAAAAUAAAUUUAGAUAUUUUUAAGGAAUUAAUCUCAAGUACAGAUUCAUUAUGAAUCAUUAUAAAAAGUUAGCAGGAUCAUUCUUAAAAGAUGUAAAUAAAAACCAUUUGAGUUCCCUCUUCUGGAGGAAUGGGAUUGAAAAGUGGCAAAGUUUGCAGUGUAACUUAAAUACUUAUGAUAUUUCCAUGUCACACAGAAUUUUGAGGCAUUGAUUAUUUUGUGGUGAUAUACAGCUGGAAAUGGAAGAAAACUACUCUGAAUGUGGAGGCUGGUGGGGUGGAAGGUGAGGACAUGUUUGUGGAGUGUGGGGGAGGUGUGAUCCCUAUAGUAGGUGAGGGCAGAAAUGUAGGGAAUGGGUUGGACACAGUUGGAUGGUGGGAAUCUUCAAUUGGCAAAAAGAAAGCAUUGGAAGGAGGCCAGUAGGAGGUGGCAUCAUCAAACCAGAUAUGACGGACUCCUUCCCAUUCUCUGUUUCUCCCUAACUAGGAAGUGGGGUCUGUAGUUGAGGAAGCUUAUGGGGGUUGUGAGCUUAUAUGGGCAGCUUAUUCCUGGAAAUGGAGUGAGACCUGUCAAGAAAAGGAAGAGAAGAGUCUGAAAUGGACAAUGUGUAAGUGAGAGAAAGGUAGAAAUUGGAUAUAAAAUUGAUGCAGUUAUCCAGCUGUGGGCGAGUGCAGGAAGUAGUGCUCUGCAAUCAUCGGUGUCUCUGAGGAAGAGGGGUCUGAUUUUAAAACAAUGUUCCACAACCCCCACGAAAAGGUAGGCAUAACUGGGAACCAUUACAAUGUCUUUGUGUAUAGGGAAAGUGAGACAAAUUUAAAGAAAUUGCUCAAUGAGUGGAGGGAAGAAAUGUCCAGCCAGGGUGGAGGAAGGUGAUGGCAUAGAAACUUUGUGUUUGAGUUUGUUCCAGCAAGGAGAGGAGAGCCCUUCAACAACCUUGGUCUGAAACAAAGCUGUAGAGGGAUUAGACCUCCGUCAUUUGGAGGUGGUUCAGAAAUUGAAAAUUAUUGCAUAAGAAGAGGCUGGAUAAAAGCUGGAGAGCAAAACAAAAUCCAGAAAGCAAGAAAUAAUGGGUUUGCUAGGGCAGUUCUAUUUGCGAAUUUUUGGAAGAAAGUAGGCGGAACCAAUGUGAGGUUGAGGGACUGGGUGUUAGAAAGCUGUCCAGAGGAGGAGUUCUGUGACAGUCUUGGAAAGAAGGGUCUCAUGUUCAGUGAUGGGAUCAUGGUCCAGGAAGAAGUGUUUGAGAGUUGGCAUUCAGUCUCUGGUGGGCUUGAUAAGCUUGAUAACAAGUUCAGAGUUAGACCUGAGAGAACAAAGUGCAACAUGUUCUGAGAGAGAGAGAGAGGGUAGAGUGGCUGAGGGAAAUUGAUGUGGCCAAUGUCAUGUUUAGACUUGGGUUUUGUUAUCACAUCUACUCAAGUACAAGAGUGCUAUGCCAUGCUUGAAAUUCAUUGAGGUGAGGCCACAAGUGGAUAAACCUGAAUUCUCUAAUUCUUUUGGACAGAAAUUGUUCAUUGUCACUGAUCAGGUCAGAGGGUGAGCAGUGCGAUUAGAAGAAAGGAUGGGGUCAAAGAGAACUGGGUGGGUGGAAAGAUUGGGGUGGGGUGAUGUUAGUCUUCAUAAAUUGCUGGAGUUUGAGUUCAUUUAACACCCGACAAACAUUAUUUUUAAGAAAGUUUUUAAAAAAAAAUGUUCUUAGUUCUUUUAUUCACUGGAGAUGAUUUAAAAGCUUCAACUGGGAUUGUUAAUCCAGGAGACAAGAGAUAGCCAGGCACAGAAUUUGAUUAGCUCCAAGUUAUGAAAACACUGUUGAUCUCCCAGGAUUAAAAUGUGUGUGAAAGAAGCUGAGAUGGAGUAAUGAGGAUGAGAAAAUGUGCGCCUUCUGGCAAUUUCAGAUCAUCUUUCCAAGUAAGCCAGUCUCAAAACUGGGAGAUGUUAGUCACAAAGAGUUAGCAUGAAACUCCACUUGAUGCAGCAGACAACUCCCACGUGACCAUUUUGAGAAUUCACAAAUCUCAUUAUCUUCCUGAAGUGCCAGCCUAACGGCAAUGAAACUAAUUCAGAAGCUUCCCAAUGUGUUUAAUUAGCGUUACUACCUGUGGCUCUGGUUCAUUUGAUGAAUCCACAUCAUGUCUUCAAUCUUGACCCAAUUCAGCAACAGAUUGUCAGAGGAAAAAAGGUUGAGUUUAAGAGUCGAGCAUAAAAUUGAUUUAUUUGAAUUGAGGAGACAAAAAAAAUUAAUGAUCAAUCCUUGUAAUCCAGUAAUAGGCAGGGUAUUGCCUUCAAUCCUGGAUUAAGUUUAUUUUGUGUUGUUCUCUCACUGUCCUGUAUAUGUUACAUUUAUUACGUUAAUAGUUUUACAGAAAACUGGGUGGAAAAUUUUGGGGCUUCUUCCAAUUUGCAUGCUAUUCUGGGAACCAUUUUCUUUUGCACUCCACAAGAACUGUUCUGCUGCCAGAACUAGAUGCCUUCCUACGAUCCCAGAGUCUCAACGGAAUUCACCUAAACCCCAUCAGGGAGCUGCCCUAAGCUCACCCAGAAAAUAUAAAACAAAGAACUUUGGAUACUGGAGAAACUCAGCACUUUUGUCAGCAUCUGGGGAACAGAGUUAAUGUUGUUUUGUAGUGACUAAUCAGAAGUGUUUGAAGAAAGGAUUUGAACCCAGGUGCCCUGGCUCAAAGGUAGAGUCACUACUGCUGCACUACAAUUGGCCCUUACGCUAUAUUUUAUCACAAUAACAGUAACCUGUUCCCCAUUGUGAGUUACUUUUGUGUGAUUGCUGUAAGUCAUAUAUACCUUAAAGAUUGAGAGUUUGAUUAAACAGGAAUUGUUCCUGAAAGGAUUAACUGUUAGUUAACCACUAGUAGUUAAGAAAAUAGACCAUAUGGUGUAGUAGUGAGCCACACGUACAGAGUUUGGGCACAGGUUGUGAACGUAUUUUGGGGGUUUGGGGGAAUAAUUAUGUCAUGUUGAUUUAGGGACAUUUAGUGCAAAUCCUAAACUCCACAGUGAAAGGACGGGGUAGAUGAGCCCAAAACACAGGGAACACUGUUUCAAAAUUAGGGCUGGCUCUUUAGGACUGAGAUGGAAGCUAGGAUGUAUAGGACGGGCUGAAGGGCUAAAAGGUGAAUAUUUGACCGUUGCAAUGAGAAAAUAGAUUGUAUAGGAUGGGAAAAUCGACUGGGAAAGCUAAUGAUAAUACUCGACAAGUUGCAUAACCUUGAAUGAGUCCUGUGAAAAUUCCUUUACAGACCAAAGACAACACCUGCAGCUUUUUUCUCUGUAGCUGUGUGUUUUCUGUACCAGCCAGCAGUUUUGCCUUCUGUAUCUGCUUGCUUUCUGCUGGCUAUUUGUUACACUGUAUGAGGGAGAGAGAGUUUCAUUCCAAGUUUCUGGACUUGUCCUCUGACUGGAAUUGUGAAUGGCGUGAGGAAUGAACCUAAGCCUCCAGACGAGCUGUCAGUGAAGGGGUCCCAAUGGGCAGAAGGACAUGAGAUUUGUUGCUUCUUUUCUAUUUAUUAU
Messenger RNA from Stegostoma tigrinum, 11179 nucleotides. It is a transcript of the gene slc66a1, whose product is annotated as solute carrier family 66 member 1. The transcript is spliced from 8 exons. The record is from RefSeq and is a predicted model, not a curated record. NCBI's taxonomy places the organism in Eukaryota, Metazoa, Chordata, Chondrichthyes, Orectolobiformes, Stegostomatidae. Bases 879 to 1748 code for a protein of 289 amino acids.